UCAUUUUCUUUGGUUUUUGUUUUGUUUUUAGUUUCUCGUCAUGUCUGGCCGGGGGAAACAGGGUGGUAAGGUACGUGCCAAGGCCAAGACCCGGUCCUCGCGGGCCGGGCUCCAGUUUCCUGUGGGCCGGGUGCACCGCCUGCUCCGCAAGGGCAACUACGCCGAGCGGGUCGGGGCCGGCGCUCCGGUGUACCUGGCGGCGGUGCUGGAGUACCUGACGGCCGAGAUCCUGGAGCUGGCGGGCAACGCGGCCCGCGACAACAAGAAGACGCGCAUCAUCCCGCGUCACCUACAGCUGGCCAUCCGCAACGACGAGGAGCUCAACAAGCUACUGGGCAAAGUCACUAUCGCUCAGGGCGGCGUCCUGCCCAACAUCCAGGCUGUACUGCUGCCCAAGAAGACCGAGAGCCACCACAAGGCCAAGGGAAAAUUUCAAAAUCAAAGAUGGCGUCCGGCGGUCCUGGGACUGGCUCUGGUGGUGCUUGAGGUUAUCGCACCGUGAUCUCCUUUCUGGAAUGAAAAAUGUUCACAGAGGAAGGGGGUGUUUUCUCGGAGAGGUAAACACCAGGUGCAUAGUACAAUUUUAACUAGAAAACAAUCAUUUUCAAAGUGAAAUUAAGCAAGAAAGAAAGAUCUCUGAGAGACUGGCUGACUGGGCUAAAAGAAUAGAGUUCAACAUGAUGGUGGCUAUCUUAACUAAUUUCUGCUGGAACUGAAGCAAAAUCCCAUUUGGCCACCAUAGGAAAGUCAAUCAUUUGUUGCGCACUGUUUGCCGGGCGUCUCCGGCCCGUCGCUUUCCCCGUGGUUUCCCAGUGGAGGUAGGAAGUGGCAGCCCAGGGGAAUCUAAGUUCAG
Messenger RNA from Kogia breviceps (pygmy sperm whale), 853 nucleotides. RefSeq names its product histone H2A type 1-like. Gene Ontology annotation, molecular function: DNA binding; structural constituent of chromatin; protein heterodimerization activity. NCBI's taxonomy places the organism in Eukaryota, Metazoa, Chordata, Mammalia, Artiodactyla, Physeteridae. Gene Ontology annotation, biological process: heterochromatin formation. Gene Ontology annotation, cellular component: chromatin; nucleosome. The record is from RefSeq and is a predicted model, not a curated record.